Messenger RNA from Teleopsis dalmanni, 954 nucleotides. Its product is annotated as NADH dehydrogenase [ubiquinone] iron-sulfur protein 3, mitochondrial-like. The record is from RefSeq and is a predicted model, not a curated record. NCBI's taxonomy places the organism in Eukaryota, Metazoa, Arthropoda, Insecta, Diptera, Diopsidae. Bases 63 to 854 code for a protein of 263 amino acids. Gene Ontology annotation, molecular function: NADH dehydrogenase (ubiquinone) activity. The transcript has 4 exons.
AUAAACUGUCAAAUAAUACGUAAGAAAUAAAUUUUGAUUUUUAUAUUAAUCUAGUAACGAAAAUGGCUGGGUUAAUUAAAAAUCUAGGCUUCAAGUUAGCAACUGGACUUUCACGUCGGAAUGGUGCAGUUAUUGUUACCAAUUUACGUUUAUAUAGCAACGCAGCUCCAGAACCUAAAAAAGUCGACGAUAGGCCAACUGUAAGAAAACCUAAUGAAGCCACACGUACUCAUUUGACCGAUUUUGGUAAAUAUGUUGCUGAGUGUUUACCAAAGUAUGUACAAAAAGUACAAUUAACAUCGGGUGAUGAACUUGAAGUGUUGAUAGCACCUGAAGGUGUAGUGCCAGUACUACAGUUUCUAAAAGAUCAUCAUAAUGCACAGUUUAGCAAUUUAGUUGACAUUGCUGGCAUGGAUGUACCCUGCAGAAAAUACCGUUUCGAGAUUAUUUAUAAUAUAUUAUCUUUGCGUUACAAUUCACGUAUUCGUGUUAAAACUUAUACUGAUGAAUUGACACCAUUGGACUCCGUCUGUGAUGUAUAUAAAGCUGCAAAUUGGUAUGAACGUGAGAUAUGGGAUAUGUAUGGGGUGUUCUUUGCUAAUCAUCCCGAUUUGCGACGCAUACUUACCGAUUAUGGCUUCGAGGGUCAUCCACAACGCCGAGAUUUUCCAUUAUCCGGUUAUGUCGAGUUACGCUAUGAUGAUGAGAAGAAACGUGUCGUUUGUGAGCCAUUGGAGUUAGCGCAAGAGUUCCGUAAAUUUGAUUUAUCUGCACCAUGGGAGCAAUUUCCAAAUUUCCGUAACGCCAAUCCACCAGCGGAAAUUGUUGACACAAAGAAAAUAGAUAAAAAGUAAAUGAAAUCUUGUGAAUUAAAACAGAUUUGUUAUAUUUUGUUCAAUUUAAAAACGAAUUGUAUAAUAAACCAAAUGAAAGUUAUUAAAUAAAAGAAAUUAA